Molecule: messenger RNA, 769 nt
Organism: Colletotrichum acutatum
Lineage: Eukaryota; Fungi; Ascomycota; Sordariomycetes; Glomerellales; Glomerellaceae
Exons: 1
Coding region: 111-608 (165 amino acids)
Source: RefSeq, a predicted model, not a curated record
UGCUACUGCAGCAAUAGACCGCGUUUCCAGCCCCAGCAGUUGGUCUUGCAGAAAUCUCGCAACCUGCUCCAAUCUUCCCCCUCACUUCGCCUCGUCACCAUUUUGCGUGUAUGGGGCUUUUGCUUUCUGUUCUCCUCUCUCUUCCUUGUUUGCAUGCGAGCUUUCGAUGCAUGUACAAGUGGUUGCAUGCACCGGCCUCACUGGCGUCGAAAUCUUGUCGCCCUGUGUGCCCGCCUCCAAGGUUCCCCGACUCCACGCCCACGGUCAUGCAGGUGUGGAUCAGCUUCGAAGUUCCAAGGUGUUUGCUAACGCUUGUCCGGGAGCGUUUCUUCUACAAAGCGUCCCCGCAGUGGGGCCUGCCAGUAUCCAUCACGAACUGCAAGUUUUUGAAGCCUCAAACCGGGGCCAAGGACCAUGGGCCCAUCGGGAAGGCCUGGACCCUGGAUUUUACUUUCGCAGGUUGUUCCAGUAUGAUGUUGACUUUGAGGCUCCGUCGAAAGAGCUCCAUCAAUGUGAAGCGUGCGCUGUCUUGUCAAGAAAGUCAUAGUCUGAGCGAAGUGUCCAACGAAACUAUCACGACUCGGGGGAGCAAACGCGGUUGCUCAUAAGCCACACAUCCCUUCUUCGGUGCCGAUCCCCGAUUCGCAGGCUGCGAUCAUCGCGACUCCAUUCUAGUCUUGGGCAAUAACGCAUUCAAAUCCUUCUUCGUGCAGAAGUUCCUAAGCCAGUUUGGCUUCAAUAUCCAUCACCGCUGGUUGCCGUAGGCUGC